Molecule: messenger RNA, 1308 nt
Organism: Penicillium maclennaniae
Lineage: Eukaryota; Fungi; Ascomycota; Eurotiomycetes; Eurotiales; Aspergillaceae
Product: putative zinc metallopeptidase
Exons: 1
Coding region: 1-1308 (435 amino acids)
Molecular function (GO): hydrolase activity
Source: RefSeq, a predicted model, not a curated record
AUGCCUGUCCCCGCAACUCAGAGACAAAAGCAAACAGAAGGGUCUCAUGGCCAUAAUGGCGCAUUGAGCGAGUUGAUCAAUCGCCACCGGCCCGACUUGAAGCCCUUUGAGGAGAUUUACCGCCAUCUUCACAAACAACCCGAGCUAUCCGGGCAAGAAGAACAGACGGCCAGCAAAGCAGCAGACCACUUGAAAAGCCUGGACUUCGAAGUUCAUACCAAUAUCGGUGGUCAUGGAGUAGCCGGGGUCCUUUACAAUGGCGAUGGGCCUACUGUUCUAUUACGUGCGGACAUGGAUGCGCUCCCUUUAGAAGAGAGAACCGGACUACCCUAUGCCAGCACACAAUGGGUCAAAGGUCCAAAUGGGAAAAGCACCCCCGUCUCCCAUGCAUGUGGACAUGACUCGCACGUCACGGCUCUCAUGGCGGCAGCGACGCUCCUGCAUGCCGCGCGCAAACAAUGGGGCGGCACGCUGAUCUGCAUUUUCCAGCCGUCCGAGGAACAUCUGGAUGGGGCCCGUGCGAUGCUCGACGAUGGACUCUACGACAAGAUUCCCAAGCCGGAUGUUGUCCUGGCUCAGCAUGUCAUGAGGAUGAAAGCGGGCACUGUGUGUCUGAAAUCGGAUUCGCUUCUAACCGCAGCGGACUCUUUUGACGUGCGUAUUUUCGGACGUGGAGGGCAUGGCUCGGCGCCUCAAACUACUAUCGAUCCAAUUGUCAUUGGCGCGUCCAUUGUCAUGCGUCUUCAAACUAUUGUGUCACGCGAAGUCACUCCUGGUGAGUUGGCGGUCGUUUCGUGUGGGAGCAUCAAUGCCGGGCAUGGACCGAACAUCAUUCCCGAUCAUCUUGACAUGCAGUUGAAUGUGCGAACUCUCGAUGCUGGUGUGCGCGAGCGUGUUUGCGAUGCUAUCCACCGCAUCAUUGAAGCCGAGUGCUCGUCUGCUGGUGCUGUGGAGAAGCCCAAAAUUACGAAAACAUAUUCUUCACCGGCCACUGUCAAUGAUAAAGAUACUGUCGACGCUCUGCGGGCGACGUUUGAGCCGUACUUCAAGGAAAAGAUGGUCGGCAUGGAGCGCCCGACUGCUAGUGAGGACUUUUCCCUCCUGGCCACAGCUGCCGAUGCACCCUACGUCAUGUGGAUGUUUGGUGGUAUUGAUGCCGAGACUUGGGAUGAGGCUGUUGCCAAUGAGAAGGUGGAUGAGCUGCCCAGCAACCACUCUCCCUAUUUUGCCCCGGCUAUUCAACCUACACUGCAGACAGGUGUGGAUGCGUUGGCCCUCGGCGCUUUGACUCUUCUGAGUACGAAAUGA